Chionomys nivalis (European snow vole) is the source of this 1185-nucleotide messenger RNA. RefSeq names its product chromosome 4 C19orf38 homolog (gene C4H19orf38). The record is from RefSeq and is a predicted model, not a curated record. Lineage: Eukaryota; Metazoa; Chordata; Mammalia; Rodentia; Cricetidae. The transcript is spliced from 7 exons. Bases 88 to 774 code for a protein of 228 amino acids.
AGCCCUUGCUUCUCUUUUCUCACUGUGCUCUCAGGGCUCACAGGGAGCCCCCGAUCCUGUGGCCUCAGCCAGCUUUCCCAGCCCUUCAUGGGAAGAGAGAUGCCAUGGACCAUUCUGCUGUUUGCAUCUGGCUCCUUGGCUCUUCCCGCACCAUCCAUCUUCCUGGCUCCCCCCUACCCAAGCAGCCAAGAUGAUCCCAUCUACAUCUCGUGUACAGCCCCAGAGGACUUUCUAGGGGCCAAUUUCACCCUGUUUCGAGGGGAAGAGGCAGUCCAGCUCCUGCAGGCCCCCUCAGAUCAGCCUGGUGUAACAUUCAAUGUGACUGGUGGAGGCAGUGAGGCUGCUGGGGGGAACUUCCGCUGUCAGUAUGUUGUGAUGGGCGAGCACAGCCAGCCCCAGCUGUCGGACCUGAGCCAGUCAGUGCAGGUCUCCUUCCCAGCCCCCAUCUGGAUCAUGACGCUCUCCCUGAGCCUGGCCGGAGCCGUCCUCCUUCUCACGGGGCUGGUGGUUGUCACCGUGGUGGUCAGGAAAGCUAAAAUAAAAAACUUACAGAAGCAGAGAGAGCGGGAAUCCUGCUGGGCGCAGAUCAACUUCACUAAUACAGACAUGUCCUUUGAUAACUCUCUGUUUGCCAUCUCCACGAAAAUGACUCAGGAAAACAUGAUGUCAACCCUGGAUGUACAUCCUCGCAACUCAGGUCCUCAAGACAGGCCCUCCUCUACAUCAUCCUCUCCGGAGCUCCCUGAGUUCAGCACUUUCCGGGCCUGCCAAUGAGGCAGAGGAACGAGGACCCCUUUAUCCAGUUCCCCUAGUCCCACUGCCCACAGCUGCAGAAGCUGGACAUCUGUCCAGAGAGGGGAACUGCUGGUGUGACCUUCCUUACAGAAGACAAGAAAAAUAGGGUAUCAGCCUAGAGGCAGGAUGGAAAGCCAGAGCACCUGUGUAGAUUCUCUGGAUUGGCCAGAUCACCAGAGACGUGCUGCCAUUUCAUCUGGACAUCCAGCUGGGCAUAAGAGGUCGACAUUUUGUACCUCCUUUCCUGGGCUUCCCCAGCUGCACUUGGCUUUCAGACUGGGUGUUUAUGGGGGGGGGGUUGUUUUCUGUUGUUGUAGGGUCUCACUGUGUAUCCCUGUCAGUCCUGGAACGCACUCUGUAGAUCACUGGGCCUCAAACUCACAGAGAUCC